Cololabis saira (Pacific saury) is the source of this 2045-nucleotide messenger RNA. RefSeq names its product ankyrin repeat and SOCS box containing 3 (gene asb3). Lineage: Eukaryota; Metazoa; Chordata; Actinopteri; Beloniformes; Belonidae. Gene Ontology annotation, molecular function: protein binding. The transcript is spliced from 10 exons. Bases 34 to 1704 code for a protein of 556 amino acids. The record is from RefSeq and is a predicted model, not a curated record. Gene Ontology annotation, biological process: intracellular signal transduction.
CAUCACCACUCGACCGCUGGACGUGUUUUGGAAAUGGACUUCACUGAGUGCUACGCAGACUCGGUGUCCACGGUUGCUGCUGCAGCCCGAUCAGGCCAUCGGAGGCGGGUCAGGGAGCUGAUACAGAGAGGCUGCAGUCUGGACUGCAGGGACAACCGCGGCUGGAAUGCUCUGCACCAGGCGGCGGCGGCUGGCAACAAAGGCUGCGUGCAGGAAAUCUUGUCUGCUGUCAGAGGCGAUAGCGGCACAAGUGCUCGUGCAUACGUGAACUGUCUCACUCAUGAGGGGAAGUCUGCAUGUUACCUGGCAGCGCAGAAUGGACACCUGCCGGUGGUCCGACUCCUCCUGAAGGCCCACGCCGACAUCAACCAGCUGACUGACGACUUGUCCUGUCCUUUAUAUGCAGCUGUGGACAACGGACACAAGGCAGUUGUUAAGCUUCUGGUCAGUAAAGGCGCAGAGGUCAACGGGACCCACACGGCGUCCUGCUGGACCUGCCUCCAUCAAGCCGUCUACAAGGGUCACCGGGGAAUCGUGAGUGUUCUCAUCAAUGUCUGCAACCUGGAGGCACAAGACGACCACAACAUAUCCCCGCUGUUUGUUGCUGCGCAGUACGGACGGGAGGAAUGCCUGGAGAUGCUGAUCAAUGCCGGGGCCAGUGUGAACGCGCAGGCGGUGGAUCUGGCGACCCCGCUGCUGAUCGCCUCUCAGGAGGGCCACCGGGCCUGUGUGGAUCUGCUGCUGGAGCACGGCGCCGACCCCAACAUGUCCUGCAGCCACGAGUGGCCUCAGCUUCCAAUUCACGCCGCGGCUGAGUUCGGCCACAUCAGUAUCCUCAGGAGGCUGAUAGACGUCACCGACCGACGGUGCGGUCACAGCGAUGCCAUGGUGAGUCCGCUGUACGUGGCCAUCCAGUGUCAUCAGAGCCAGAGUGUGGAGACGCUCCUGGAGGAGGGUUACAGCCCAGAUGCUCAGGAGUGCACUCGCUCCCUGGGCCUCCGCUCACCGCUCUCCUUGGCCUUGGACUCUACAUGCAACCAACCAUGCAGCGAUUUGGUGAAGUUGCUGCUCGCUGCAGGAGCAACUCUGUGUGAGGAGGAGUGGUGUAAUGCCUUCACCACCAUCAGGACGGAGCUGCUGGAGCUCAUACUUGAGCAGAGAUGGAUCUCUCGGCCAGAGGUCAUCACCAGGGAAUGUUCAACAACACAUCAUGUUGGCAAGAGGCUGCUCAAACUGCAGGAGCUGAGGGAGAUGCUCUGUGUGGCUCUGAGUGAGGUGACGUUUGCUUCCUGUUGGUUACCGGUGCUUUUGAGGAUGGGACUGGACCCAUCUCUGCUGCUCCAGCCCCACAUGCUGGAACAUACGGACGGCGAGACGCUGAACUACCUGCUGGAGUUUGUAAACUGGUCGACUCUGUCUCCUCCUCUGAAACUUGUCCUGGAUCAAAGACGGGCGGCAAAGACCUGGGAUCCUCCCUCCCACUUCGAGUCGAUGCCCCGCCUCUCCCACAUCUGCCGGCUGCAGGUCCGAGAAGUGCUGGGACCGGAUCUGCUGAUGAGGACCGACGUGGUCCAGGAGCUGCCUGUCCCUCCACUGCUUCACCGCUUCCUCACAUUCGGGGACAUCAAGGAGCCCUCACACGUUCCAGAUGCAUACCGGAUAAUAGAACAGUACAGUACGCACCAGCACAGACACGUUAUCUGAGCGCUUUUGUAAGUGUGGAAGUCUUUAUUUCACACCGGCUGUGUUUGCACGGACCAAGAUGUCAUCGAAGAUGAGACCAACUCACAGAGCUGCGGAGGCGACUAAAGCAAAACUAAGUACUAACUGAAGAGGAAACGAGGGAAUGACACUCUGAACUAAACUGUGAACUUGUGUCAACGGCAUUGAAAAUGUCAAAAGAAAUGAAGACAAAAGGAAAACAUUGUCAUGUAUUUUUUUUCUAUUUAAUUAAACAUGCAUCUGUAUGUAUUUCAAAUUAUUUUGGGAUUUUUGCAUAAAGUCUGUUUUCUACUGAAUGUUUUCAGUUUUUGUCUUUUUAAAAU